Molecule: messenger RNA, 3456 nt
Organism: Gamsiella multidivaricata
Lineage: Eukaryota; Fungi; Mortierellomycota; Mortierellomycetes; Mortierellales; Mortierellaceae
Exons: 5
Coding region: 219-3368 (1049 amino acids)
Biological process (GO): intracellular sterol transport
Cellular component (GO): cortical endoplasmic reticulum; mitochondrion; plasma membrane
Molecular function (GO): sterol binding; sterol transfer activity
Source: RefSeq, a predicted model, not a curated record
CAACGCGGUUUAUUCAAAGCAGUACCGCCCCUCCUCCCCCUCUUGGCCGGUUUGCCUCUUCGACGGACCAAUACCAGCACAGCACAGCCUCAUUCUUAUCUCUCUCUCUCUCUCUCUCUUUCUCUCUGCCUCGCUCUCCGCCCUCUUCUCACACCCAUCUCGACAGCUCCUUCUCUCAUCACGCCUUUUCAGCUACAUCCCAUCCCUUGUCGCCUCUCAUGACCGGCUCCAGCCAGCAGCUGCGGCAGCAACAGCAGCAAAAACAGCAGCAACAAGAACGGGCCAUCCCCUACAACUUGGACCCGACCCAAUCUUACACCCCCCUUUCGCCGCCAAACACGUUCAUCAGUCCAGCGGGCCAUGCCUCCGCGGGAUCCGGUUAUACCAUCUCCGGACAAGGAAUCAUCUCCACAGGACCUGUAGGCCCUGGGACUGGUUCUACCAUUGCUACUCCGCUGCUUCUGCCUCUCAUCACCAUCGCCGAUGCUGCCACCAACUCCAUCAGCAACACCCUCUCUUUGAACACUUCUGAGCACCUCCCUCUCCGCACCUCUUCACUCUAUCCCUCCUCCUCUUCAUCGAUGGCACCCUCUAUCGCUGCUACUGCUACCGCUGCUGCCUCCAUUCCCACCCCCGCUACAGCCGCCGCCGUAGCCCCUGCCUCGUCCAUUUCCACAGCAACCGUUGCCACUUCGUCUGUUCCUUCACCUUCAUCCACACCCCGUCUCUCGCGGGACCAGACUGAGAGAACAGCAGUGACGAACGCUGGUCAGCCCACUCCAAUGACCAUUGAAGGCUACCAGGGGUACCAUAGUACUGGCUCUUAUCCCAAUUCACCUGCCACCCCCUCCAAUGGCUACGGAUACGACUCUGCCUCGACCUCACAGCGCAGCAGCCAGGAGACUGGGACCGCACCGUCCGAAGACGACUAUGCGCACAUCUCGUUUGUGUACGCGAACGAAAAGCGAUUUGGCGAUUUCCAUUCGCUCUUUAGGAGCGUUCCUGAGGACGAGAAACUGAUCGAAGACUACGGUUGUGCCUUACAGAAGGAAAUUUUGGUUCAAGGAAGGCUAUACAUCAGUGAGAACCAUGUCUGCUUCAAUGCCAACAUCUUUGGCUGGGUCACAAAUCUUGUAAUCGCCUUCUCGGAGAUCACAGCUAUCGAGAAGAGACUGACGGCGUUCGUCAUCCCCAACGCGAUCAGCAUUGUAACCACCACGAACACAAAGGGGCACUUUUUCGCCUCGUUCCUAUCGCGUGAUGCCGCACACGAUCUGUUGAUGGCCGCCUGGAGAAAGUCAUUCCCUUGUGCAGCAAAUGCCUCGGUGGCGAGCUACGGCCCUGGAAACGGACCCAACCGCUUGGAUCGAUCGAGUAUAAACGAUGACGACGACAGCAAUGACGGUCAGUCCUUUAUCUCGGCCCGAGUCAACUCCGAAUCCCGAAAGAAUCGACACCGCCGCUCCUUCUCGAACGCGUCACAGAAUUGGACAGGAGAUGAGAGUACAGGUGGAAGAGAUGACUACUGGGCCGAGGAAGAGGGUCUGGAAAAGACUAGCACUGACAAUGAUGUCCGUAGACGAGGAUCCAAGAGGGCUGCCGUCAGGAAACUACUGAAAGAUGUUGUGGCCCCCAUCAUCCCGAGCGACGACCAGCGCAAUGCCUCUCUCUCGCCCAACAACACGGGCAGUAGAACCGGACGUGCUCGUUCAAAAUCAGAAGCGCCGCCCCGUCCCACAUCUUUUGAUAUUCCCCGGAAUCGGGAUUCUAUCGUAACUGUGAGGUCAUCGUUUGACACAGAUGCCCUUUCGCCAGCAGUGUCGCGUCCUCAUGCGGUUACGGGGUCAUCGUCCAGCCCCCGGCCAGAAACUGCUUCACCCUCGAGCUCAUCAGCGCCAAAACCUUCAGGAUCGUCUUCCUCUGCGCGUCAGACACCUACGACGUGCAAAUGUUCCAAGGACAAUCGACAUUACUCCAACCAAUUCAUGUCCGAAACGUAUCCAGGAACCAUCCAAGCGAUAUGGAAAUUGCUCUUUGAUUCAGAUUUCAGCAAGGGCUUCCUGACAUCCGAGGCGAUGAAGGGUGCGGAUGUGCAAGAAGAGUCCUGGCAAAAGGCAGCGGAUGGGACCUCGACCAAGACGACGAGAUAUACCAAAUGGCUUGGGAUGCCGAUCGGGCCCAAGACCACGAAGGCGAUCUUAACGGAUGUGUGCGAGCAUAAGGACUUUGAUGAAUACGUGACAGCGGUGACGACGACCUCGACACCAGACGUGCCUUCAGGAAACAGCUUCACGACCAAGGUCCGGACCUGUAUUACAUGGGCUGGUCCCAAUCAAGUUCAGGUUGUGGUCACAGGCGGCGUUGAGUUCACAAAGAGUAGCUGGAUCAAGGGACAGAUCGAGAAGGGUGCGGCUGAGGGGUUGACGACGCAUUACAAGGAACUGAACAGCAGCAUCAGGAAACACAUUGCUGCCAAUCCAAAGAGCUUUGUGGGAUCCGGCGCCUCCUCGAGCGGCGGCAAGGUAUCAGGUUCUGGAGCAGCAUCAUCGUCCUCUGAAGAGCGAGAGCGUAGCAGCGGAAGGGAGGGCACGCCAACCGGUUCAGUAGCUGGAUCACAGGCGAAUGGAGCUCAAGGACAGAGUAGUGUGGGGUCAGCCAACGUUGCUCAACAGGCACCCGCUGCAGGAAGGCCAUCAUCGUCCGCGGAUUUUAGGCCCGCACUCUUCAAGGCGAUGGAUUGGAAUCAUGGGGCGACUUCUCAGCUGGUGCUGAUUACUGUUCUGGUGGCAGUGAUGCUGGCGAACAUGUACAUCUUUUUCCAGAUUUCCAGCGUCAGUUCGCAGAUCGAGAGGAUCCAGAGCGAUAUUCUGUUUGUGGACCAUCAACGCCAAAAGCAUCAACAACAACAAUAUCGUCAUCCUUCCCUUGAUUUCUCGAGACCGUCUCCAGCUGGAUCUGGACGGGUUCCUGCGGGACCAGAGAGAUAUCAGGGCGAGAUGGAUGAACUUGAGAGAGACGAGCUGUUUGCGCGAGAACAGGAGGAUGCGAUGUGGGUGUGGUUGACGGAACGGGAGGCACGGCAUCAGCAGUAUAGGUCGUGGAGUGGUGUUCGAUCUGAGAAGGAGCGCAAGAGAGAGCAACCGUUGCCCACGGCCGUGCCACAGCAGCAGAAAGAGCAGAAAGAGCAGAAAGAGCAGAAGGAGCAGAGGGAGCGGAGGGAGCAGAAGCAGCGCAGGCUUACGGAGACUGAGGCGAGACUGCAGGCCAGGAUUGAAGAGCUACAGAAGCAGAUGGCAGCUCUAGAGAGGUAUUCUUCGAUGGUGAAGGUUACAACGCUCGCGGUUGAGCACGACAUUCCUUCUGCUUGAAGCGGCUUUCAAUCGCUGUUGUUUUCUUGAUUCCCAUUUUCGCAUUCGCAUAUUACUUGAAAGACGAGUAGAAAUAAAAAAAUAUAGC